AUGUUGCAGCAGGGUGCUUGUCGUCCUUACCAGCGUCCUCCGACUUCAUUAGGCCCACUCUGUCCGCAGCCGAAGUCGGAGGGCGUCGGCGAGGCGGCCGCAGCGUCCCAAGCCGAAUGCAGGGAGGCUGGAGCAUCAGGCGGUAGUCCGGGAGAGGAGUCAGGCGAAGGGCCAACGCGGAGAGCUUGCCGCAUGGUCGAGGAAAUAAGGUUAGAAGAAAAUGUCUCAAAGAAAGAUUGGAAUCAGUCUCUGUCGGGAAACUGUGGCGUGUGGCUGGCUCCUGCGCGCGCCGACGGGGAGCAACGUUCUGCAGGCGACUAUUCUACUUCUCCUGCCAAAAGUUCCGAAAGUAGCAAAGCCCACACCCUACGUAAGAAACGCAUCCCCCCACACCCGCACACCACCCCCCCACUGCGCCGGACUGCACCACCCAACAACAGACGACACCCCCCGCGGCCUCCCCAACCAUCACGGUCGCGCCCUCCAGCCUUUGCACCCCCACGUGUCACCCACCCGCCGACCCGCAACCCCCCAACCACCCCCUCCACGCAACACGAACUGUUGCCCAACGGUCUCGCACCACUCCCCCCGCCACACUUCCGCCUGCCACACCUCCCGCCUCGCCCCCCUCCCCCCCGAUGCUUACGCCUCCUCGAGCCACUACUCCUCCUCCCCAGUCUCCAACGCCCGGCCUUCCACAACUUUCAACGCCCCCCGCUAGACCCCCCCAACCUCGCGAAGGGGGGGGGGCUCCCGGCCCCGGAACCAGGCUCCUUCCGUCACCCUCCCCACCGCUCAUCAGAUCCAGCCAUCUCCCAACUCACAUCACCGAUCAUUAAGCUCGACCCUCGCAACAGGAUCAUCUUGCUCACUGGCAGCAACUCAACUCCGCUCUGUCGCUCCACGCCCACCAUCCCCGCUCUUCUCAACGGUUACAACUCGAAAGCCCCAACUACUACAUCAACACGACUUCGAACUCAGUCCUAUCAACAAAUCCAACCACACCGUCCUAACUCAUGA
Penaeus chinensis is the source of this 1020-nucleotide messenger RNA. RefSeq names its product neural Wiskott-Aldrich syndrome protein-like. Lineage: Eukaryota; Metazoa; Arthropoda; Malacostraca; Decapoda; Penaeidae. Bases 1 to 1020 code for a protein of 339 amino acids. The record is from RefSeq and is a predicted model, not a curated record. The transcript is spliced from 6 exons.